Messenger RNA from Penicillium verhagenii, 3168 nucleotides. RefSeq names its product NRPS-like enzyme. NCBI's taxonomy places the organism in Eukaryota, Fungi, Ascomycota, Eurotiomycetes, Eurotiales, Aspergillaceae. The record is from RefSeq and is a predicted model, not a curated record. The transcript has 3 exons. The coding region runs from base 1 to 3168 and encodes 1055 amino acids.
AUGGGGUCAACAACAUCCGAAGGUCGAAUCCUUACUCGUGUUUUAGAUGAACUGGCGGUCACGAACCCUGAUUCUCUCUAUUGUAUCCAUCCUGUCUCGAAUGAGAGCAAGCUUGAAUGGAACCAGAUCACUGUCGAGAAUUUUGCUUGGGCAGUUAAUCGGCUAGCCUGGUGGAUUGAUGAGAAACUGGAUGGGCAGAAGGGGCAACAAGUCCUUGCCUACAUCGGGGCGAAUGAUCUAAGAUACGGGGCGUUUAUGCUAGCCUGUAUGAAAACGGGCCAUGCUGCAUUAUUGCUGUCGACGAGAAAUUCUCAAUCGGCACAACGACACCUCUUAGAAGCCACCAAGUGCUCUAUAAUUGUCGAUGGGGCUGAAAAGGCGCAGCUCCAACAUGCGCUUGAUGAACUUGUCACCAGCUGCACUGACAUCCCGCUUGAGCGCUGGCAGAUUGGAUCUAUGUGGGAUGUCUUCUCAUCUGUUCCAGUGGCCCUAUACCCUCACAGAGUCUCUUUUGCAAAUGUCGAGGACCUUCCCGCAAUCAUUAUCCACAGCUCAGGUACCACUGGCAAUCCAAAGCCUGUAGUUUUGACACAUGGAUAUCUCGCUACUUUGGACAAUAUGCAGCAUUUGCCUUUGCCCCCUGGACGCGAGAACGCCCUAUGUGCUGUGCGCCGACGGGGUGAAAUGCGUUUCUUUUACAGUCCCAUGUUCCAUUUUAUGGGACUUAUUUGCAUUACCGAGGGCCUGCUUUUCCAAACUCCUUUUUUAUUUGCCCCGGAUCGUCCUUUGACUGCAAAUUUGUUUCAUCAGAUCAUGAGCUCGAGUCAUAUGCCCAUAUGGGGAGUUUUCACUCCAUCCACUUUGGAUGAACUCGUGUCUUCGGAGGAAGGCUUGCAGGCUCUUGCAAAACUUACCGCCAUUAAUUUUGGGGGUGCACCUAUGGCACAGGCCACUGGUCAAAAACUGACGUCUUUGUUCGGUUUGCAAACUAUCAUUGGGAGCAGUGAGACUAGUUAUACACCUGCUUUGCUCUGUGAGGAUCCUGCUGAUUGGAACUACAUGGAAUGGGUUCCUGCAUUCGAUUUGCGCAUGGAAAACGUCGGUGACGGACUCUCGGAGUUGAUUUUGCUACGCUCGAGUACACGUCAAUAUCAUGGUAUCUUCCAUUCCCAUCCGCACCUCAAGGAGUACCGUACUGGUGACCUCUUUCGGCCUCAUCCUUCCAAGCCUGGACUUUGGCGCUACGAUGGUCGAGGAGAUGAUAUUAUCGUUUUGAGAAAUGGAGAAAAAUUCAAUCCCAUAGAAGCCGAGAAGCUUAUAGAAGCCCACCCUCUUGUGAAGCUGGCCGCCAUUUUUGGUCAAGACCGCUUUCAGGCAACUUUGCUCAUUCAGCCUAACUGGGAUCAAUUACCACCUUCUUGGACCUCCCGGUCUUUGAAAGAAACAAUCCGGUCGACUGUCGAUAAAGCAAACUCAUCUUUGCCAGGCCAUGGAAAGAUCUUUCAGAGUCAUAUCGCCUUUACCUCUCGUGAUAAGCCCUUUGCAUUAUCACCGAAGGGGACGCUGCGCCGGCGCGAUGUCAGCAAAGAUUAUGCCGACGUGCUAGAAGACCUCUACAGCUUGCGAGAGACCUUCAAUGAGCCUGAAAAAAAGAAUCAAGUCAAAGAAUUCCCAGGGGAGAGUCUGUCUGAAAUACAGCAAUGGAUAGAAGAACAAGUUGCGCAGAUCCUUUCCCGCGAUAUAACAGACCAUGAAGACGAUAUCAUAUCCCUGGGAAUGGACUCACUGCAAGUAGUCCGCCUAUCGCAAGUUUUACAAAAUGCUGAACACAAAAUGCCCGGUGUUCGUCAUCCAAAACAGUGGACAAACGCAAUGAUUUACGACCUGGCCAGCAUCCCAGAAUUGGCACAGGCUCUAUAUCAGCGCAUCGAUAGCGAUGAGCUCCAUACCCCACCAGAGAGCAUUGAAGGCACUACAUGGUCACGAGAAGACACUCUUAUCAGGCUCAUAUGGCAACAGGCACAGUUCCUGGGCUCUGGAGGACUGACUAUUGCCUUGACCGGAUCUACUGGGGAACUUGGAAGUUACAUUUUGAAUGCUCUUCUACAAGACCCAUCAAUCAAACAAGUUUAUUGUUUGAACAGAUCUACCGAUGCGGCAGAGCGACAGGUGACAAGUUUCGAAACGAAGGGCUUGUCAACUGCAUGGCUGACUGAAACCUCCCGGGUUCAAUUCUGGCAGAGUGAUCUACAGGAGGAAAACCUGGGACUCACACCGGACAAGUACAAGUUACUGGAGGAGAACAUUGACGUUUUUAUUCACAACGCCUGGUCGGUGAACUUCAAUCAACCAAUUGUCAAAUUUGAGUCUCAAAUUGUCGGACUCCGGAGACUCCUGACACUGAUUGAACACUCAGCACACAACGCAGAUUUUCAUUUUGUUUCUUCCGUAUCGGCAGUCGCAGCUCUAUCUGUACCUCCUGAUACGGUCAUUUUGGAAAAACUCUAUGGAUCUGCAGGAGCUCUCCGGCAAGGAUAUGGCGAGUCAAAAUUCGUGGGUGAGCAACUUUGCGGUUUGGCUUCCCAGCGUAACGGGUCUCGUAUCUCGAUUCAUCGCGUUGGCCAGCUCGGUGGCCCAUCAACUCCCGGGGCCGGCAUGUGGAAUCCCCGUGAUUGGAUUCCGUCCUUGGUGCGGUCAUCUCAAACAAUGCACAAGCUUCCCGAUAGCUUGGGCUCUUUUCAAGUGGAUUGGUUACCUAUUGAUUCUGCUGCACUCAUAAUGACUGAGAUUGUGAAAAUCCGGCGCGAAGAACCUCACUCGGAGCUCACGGUGUAUCACAUCAUGAACCCCAGGGCCACAGAAUGGAAAAGUCUUGCCGGCGUUGUGGCCAAAGCUUGUAAUGCAAGUAUCGUUUCUCUUGCUGAAUGGGUCCAAGAACUGGAGCUCGCCGCCAGUGAGCGCAAAGACCUUCACGAGAUUCCUGCAGCGGGUCUUUUGGAAUUCUUCCGCAUGCUUGUUGCCCAGCAAAAUCAUCCCAAACCGAGAAUGAGUGUUGGGAAUACCCAAAAAGGCUCCGCAACAUCAUCUGCCGUUCAGCCUGUAAGUGAGCAGUUGAUGGAGUUGUGGUUACGGCAAUGGAAGGCAUGGAUUCCAGAAUUGGCUAUCUAA